GAUCUCUCUUAAGUCUUAACAAUCAAGUAAACAGCUCUACGUUAUAUUCUUGGUCGGUGACGCUUCUCCCAAUCCAUCAUCAUCAUAUGGCACCUCCGCAACCGCUUCACGGCGGCGCUUCCACUCAGCAAACCCUACAAUUCCUGAGCAACGUCCUCUCACAGCGCGGCCCAUCAUCCCUCCCAUACUCUGAAGAUGUCAAGUGGCUGAUCCGCCAGCACCUCGUUUCUCUCACCGAUGCCUACCCUUCUCUUCAGCCCAAAACCGCCACUUUCACGCACAACGACGGCCGCACCGUCAACCUCCUCCAAGCCGACGGCACAGUUCCGAUGUCUUAUGGCGGCGUUACCUACAACAUCCCAGUUGUUAUCUGGCUUAUGGAGUUGUACCCUCGUCACCCUCCUUGCGUAUUUGUGAAUCCGACGCGCGACAUGAUUAUCAAGCGCCCACACCCUCAUGUUACUCCUUCUGGUUCGGUUUCUAUCCCUUAUUUGCAGAAAUGGAUUUACCCUAGCUCUAAUUUGGUUGAUUUAGCUCGUGAUUUGAGCCAUUAUUUUGGUAGAGACCCACCGCUUUACUCUCAGCGGAAACCUGAUUCGAGUUCUAACAAUCCUAAUUCUAAUCAUAGUCAUGGGUAUGGUCAAGGUCAUGGUGGUAGUUUGGGUGGGAAUUCUGUGAUUUCGUCUAAUUCUGGGUUUUCUGGGUCUGGGUCGGUCGUAAACCCUUCGAUGGGGCCGAGGGUUUUCCCACCCUCGCCUUAUGUGGGUAGCGGAAGGAUCAUGCCCCCUUCGCCACAGAGGGCGAGUAGUGGAACAGAUGAUCCGAACGAGGUUUUUAAGAGGAAUGCAAUUGAUAAGCUUGUGGGAAUGGUACAUGGGGAUGUUGUGGGGUUGAGGAAGAAGAGGGAGGCAGAAAUGGAAGGUCUUUUUAGUGCCCAAGCUACGUUGAGACAGAGGGAGGAGCAAAUCAAUAAGGGGUUGAAAGAGAUGUUUGAUGAGAAGGAAGGUCUGGAACAACAGUUGCAGAUGGUUUUGACAAAUGCAGAUGUGUUGGAAGGUUGGUUGAGGGAAAAUGAGGAGAAGAUGUCUAAAUUAGGGAGUAAUUUUGAUGUUGAUGAUGCAUUUGAGCCUUGUGAUACUCUUUCGAAGCAAAUGAUUGAGGCUAGCGCAUCUGAUUUGGCGAUAGAGGAUGUCAUUUAUUCCUUGGAUAAGGCAGUUCAGGAUGGGGUAAUACCUUUUGAUCAGUACUUGAAGAAUGUGAGGCUGUUGUCCAGAGACCAGUUUUUCCAUCGGGCUACUUCCGUGAAAGUCCGAGCAGCUCAAAUGCAAGCUCAUGUUGCUAGUAUGGCUUCCAGGACAUCACAGUAUACGAUGUGAGCAGGACAUGUAAGUUCUCUUCGUAGUCAGGAUCGUAUGUUGAAGUAAAUACUUAAUUCGAACUGGAAUCAAUAAGUAGCCUUCCUUGUAAUAUUCCAUGAAUGACGUCAUUGUUGGGCUGGCUGAUGGAGCAAGACCGGUAUGUGAGUGACUGAAAGAAUGGUGAAUACGAGUUUUGCUUUUAAAUUGUUUAUAACAUUCAGUCUAUGUGAAAAGUGGCAAUUAUGUAUAUUUUCAGAUAUUGAUGCAGUUCUAUAUUUUGGAAAUUCAUAGUAUGAUACUUUUUUGACUUGCCUGUACAUGGUUUGAGUUCUCUACGGACAUGAUAUGAUACAACAGCAUUUGUUUG
Molecule: messenger RNA, 1725 nt
Organism: Spinacia oleracea (spinach)
Lineage: Eukaryota; Viridiplantae; Streptophyta; Magnoliopsida; Caryophyllales; Amaranthaceae
Product: protein ELC-like
Exons: 2
Coding region: 87-1376 (429 amino acids)
Biological process (GO): endosome to lysosome transport; protein transport; protein modification process
Cellular component (GO): ESCRT I complex
Molecular function (GO): ubiquitin binding
Source: RefSeq, a predicted model, not a curated record